AUGGGUCGUUAUAAUAAGCAGCCAGGAGCUGGUUGGAUGUAUAAUGGAAUUGCAACAAAAAUGGUAUUUGAACUUGGCUUACAUCGUAAACCAAAAAAUUUAAAAAUCAAAAUGGAAAAGGAUGUUGAGAUGUUGAGAAAUGAGGCAUUCUGGGUGACAUUUAUAUCUGAAAACUUUAUUUCGGCAACGUAUGGUCGACCAAAUAUGAUUGACGAAACAGAUUGUGAUGUUGAUGUGACAGUUUUACCACCCGAAGAUCAAAAUUUAUUUGAUGAAAAAACAAAACUUCGAAUAGCCUUUAUUCAUUUGAUAAAUCUUAGUCGGAUUUGUGCAAGAGUACGUAAAUAUGUGCAUGCAGCCUCCAGAUUGAAAUUUUUGAUACAAGAAGACGAAAAUAAAUUUAGAGUUCUUGAUGCUGCACUUGCUAGCUGGUUUCACAGUUUACCUGAUUGGCUGAAAUUUGAAGAAAUAUCAAAAGACCCAAAUGGAACUUUGUUAAAUGGAAUUGGAGAAACAUAUAACCAUAAUUCAUCAUAUUUGGCAAAUUCACCUGUGAUCUGCAUUCAAUCAGCAACUAUUAUUGUGCAUUGGUUGGAAAUCUUAUUAUCAAAACAUCCAAAUUUUUUUGCCUUUUCUAUGUCAGGUCCAUUUGCAAUUGAUCCGUCAAUGCGUGUAUUUUCUUGGCAUGCAAAACAUAAUGAAAAUGACAAGAAAUCAACAGAUAUGCUUCAAAGGCUUCAAUUUAUCAAAUCACAAGUUGAAAUAAUUUCCAGAGGGUAUGAUCGAGGAAGAAAAGAUGGUAGUAAUUCAAUAAUGUCAACUGAUAGAAUGAUUGGUGAUUGGUUAGGUAUUACUGUACAUCCACAUAAUGGAUUGAGAAAUGGUGAUGUAGAAAUUAGAGACUGGGAAGUAUUUGUUAGUGAUGAUGAUAAAAUUUUGAGAAAGCAAUACAGUAUGGUAGUAAAGAAACAGUCAGGAGGACCUUUUAUGCCUAAAAGACAUGGCUCAUUAAGUUAUUCAAGAGGAUCAAGACAUUACGGCUCAUCAAAGUAUGAUUACUUUGGUUCAAAUUUGCAAAGCACAGAUGAUCAAUUCAAUUUUACCUUUAAAAGUGAUGAAAAAAUCAAUUUUUGUGCAUUUCAACCACAACAAAAUCAACAAAUAAAUUGCAAUGAUGAUGAUAGGACAAUCACCACAUUUUCAUUAUAA
Entrophospora sp. SA101 is the source of this 1209-nucleotide messenger RNA. The record is from the annotation of a GenBank genome assembly. Lineage: Eukaryota; Fungi; Glomeromycota; Glomeromycetes; Entrophosporales; Entrophosporaceae.